GGCGGAGAAGCCCAGACCAGGAGAUGACAGCUGAUUGAUCUAACCUAGAGGACGUGUUCUCCUGAGAAUUGUUCAUCUCCAUUGAAGCUCACAUCAUCCAGGUUAAUAGUCUGCAGGACUACUGUGUGGUUUUGGACCAGUAUAAUUAUCAAGCGGCCAAUCUGUGGGCACCUAGCAAUUACUAUUUAUGAAGUCCCGCAGCAGGAGAGUCCUUCCAAGUGUGGUGUCCGGUCAUCAGUGCUGCCAGCUGGUUGGGUCAGAACCGGACUUCCUGACUUCGGACAGGCUGACCAGGACCACCAGCCAGCACUACCACCGGCCUGGACCAGACAGAAGGAAGUUCACCAGGUCAGCACACUUCAGCAUGCUGGCCAUCAAGCAGAACCCCAUGCUAGCGGAGGCCUACUCCAACCUGGGGAACGUCUACAAGGAGAGAGGACAGCUUCCCGAGGCGCUAGAAAACUACCGGCACGCCGUGCGGUUGAAGCCAGACUUCAUCGACGGCUACAUCAACCUGGCCGCAGCGCUGGUGACUGCCGGGGAUAUGGAGGGUGCAGUCCAGGCAUACUGUCAGGCACUGCAGUAUAACCCUGUAAGUUCGGACCUGUACUGUGUGCGGAGCGACCUGGGAAAUCUACUGAAGGCGCUGGGGAGACUGGACGAGGCCAAGGCCUGCUACCUGAAGGCCAUCGAGACACAACCAAACUUCGCUGUGGCCUGGAGCAACCUGGGCUGCGUCUUCAAUGCCCAGAGCGAGAUCUGGCUGGCCAUUCACCACUUUGAAAAGGCCGUCCAGCUAGACCCCAACUUCUUGGACGCUUACAUCAACCUCGGCAACGUGCUGAAAGAGGCACGAAUCUUUGACAGAGCUGCAGUAGCAUACCUGCGAGCACUCCAACUCAGCCCUAACCAUGCUAUUGUACAUGCCAACCUAGCCUGUGUGUACUACGAACAAGGGUUGAUCGACUUGGCAAUUGACACAUACCGGCGCGCCAUUGAGCUACAGCCCCACUUCCCAGAUGCUUACUGCAACCUGGCCAAUGCCCUCAAGGAACAGGGCAAGGUGGCGGAGUCGGAAGAGUGUUACAAUACGGCCCUACAACUGUCGCCCACCCAUGCCGACUCACUCAACAACCUGGCCAACAUCAAGCGAGAACAAGGCUGCACAGAGGAGGCCGUCAAGCUGUACUGUAAAGCCUUGGAGGUGUUCCCUGAGUUUGCUGCUGCCCACUCCAACCUUGCCAGCGUGCUGCAACAACAAGGCAAGCUGCAAGAGGCGCUCAUGCACUACAAGGAAGCUAUCAGGAUUGCGCCCACCUUUGCAGAUGCGUACUCCAACAUGGGGAAUGCUCUGAAGGAAAUGCAGGACAUCCAGGGAGCCAUGCAGUGUUACACCCGUGCCAUCCAAAUCAACCCAGCCUUCGCUGAUGCACAUAGCAACCUAGCGUCAAUCCACAAGGAUUCUGGCCAGAUCCCAGAAGCCAUUGCCUCCUACAGAACUGCGCUGAAGUUGAAACCGGACUUCCCCGACGCUUACUGCAACCUGGCCCACUGCCUACAGAUUGUCUGUGAUUGGACGGACUAUAACGCUCGCAUGAAGAAGCUUGUAGCGAUCGUAGCGGACCAGCUGGACAAGAACCGUCUGCCGUCUGUCCACCCCCACCACAGCAUGCUAUACCCGCUGUCCCACGCCUUCCGGAAGGCCAUAGCAGCACGUCACGGGAACUUGUGCCUGGAGAAGAUCAAUGUUCUGCACAAGCCACCCUACGACCACCCCAAGGACCUGGUACUCAGCAAGGGGCGUCUGAGGAUAGGCUAUGUCAGCUCCGACUUCGGGAACCACCCCACCUCCCACCUCAUGCAGAGUAUUCCUGGCUUCCACAACAAGGAAAAUGUCGAGGUGUUCUGCUAUGCUCUGAGUCCGGAUGACGGCACCACAUUCCGAGCCAAGAUCCUGAAGGAGUCGGAGCACUUUGUGGACCUGUCGCAGAUCCCCUGUAACGGGAAGGCUGCCGACCGCAUCCACCAAGAUGGCAUCCACAUCCUGGUCAACAUGAACGGAUACACCAAGGGCGCUCGUAAUGAGAUCUUCGCAUUGAGACCUGCACCCAUCCAGUCCAUGUGGCUGGGUUACCCAGGCACCAGCGGAGCCUCCUUCAUGGACUACCUGAUCACUGACAUCAUCACCUCCCCCAUCGAACAAGCCGAUCAGUACUCUGAAAAACUGGCCUACAUGCCCAACACCUUUUUCGUCGGCGACCACGCACAGAUGUUCCCCCAUCUCAAGGAGCGUGCAGUGCUGGGCACGACUGCAGCGGGAGUCAAAAUCAUCGAUAACAAAUCCGUCAUCAACGCCACAGACCUGAAGCCUGUUCUGGAGAUGCAGGAUGUCAAGGUAAAGAAGGAAAAGAUCCCUCUUCAUCUACCCCUGACCAAUGGGGACUCAGCCUCUGCUAACGAGGAGGAGAAGGUCGUGGAGACACCCAUCAUCGAGAUCAACACCACCACGGCACAGAUGCAGACCAUGGUGACCCAGGGACAGGUGUCCACCUGCAUGAACGGGGUCGUGGUACAGAACGGCCUGGCCACCUCACAGGUGAACAACAAGGCUGCUACAGGAGAGGAACCCCCCGCGAACGUGAUUGUGACGACCCGUGUACAGUACGGCCUGCCGGAGGACAGCGUCGUGUACUGUAACUUCAACCAGCUGUACAAGAUUGACCCUGCCACUCUGCAGAUGUGGGUCAAUAUUCUGAACCGAGUACACAACAGCGUCCUGUGGCUCCUUCGCUUCCCGGCCGUCGGGGAACAGAACGUGCUGAACGCCGCAACGCAGAUGGGCCUGUCGCCCGGGCGCAUCAUCUUCUCGCACGUGGCGCCGAAGGAGGAGCACGUGCGGCGGGGACAACUCGCCGACGUGUGCCUGGACUCCCCGCUCUGCAACGGCCACACCACGGGCAUGGAUGUCCUCUGGGCUGGCACUCCCAUGAUCACCCUACCAGGAGAGACCCUGGCCUCACGAGUAGCGGCCUCACAGUUGAACUGCCUGGGCUGCCCUGAGCUGGUGGCCCACACACGCGCUGAAUACGAGGACAUCGCCGUCCAACUGGGGAAUGAUGUGGACUACUUGAGGAGGGUAAGAGCCAAGGUGUGGAAGCUCCGUACCACCAGCCCUCUGUUCGACUGCCACCAGUACGCUCUAGACAUGGAGAGGUUGUACAGACGCAUGUGGGCGCGCUACGAGAAGGGACAACCCGCCGACCACAUCACAGAACCCUUUAAGUUAGCCUAGGAUUGUUUUUUCAGCUCACUAUCAAAGCUACUCGGAGAAAAAGAAGGAUUGGGAAUUACCAUAGAACAACAUAAAACAGAACAUCAUCGGGUACUAAGCUUUCCUGCCAGAUCUCACUAUAACCAGCUUAUGCUACAAACACUAAAAGUAGUUGAGGCAUAGUACCGUAGCUUUCAAGACCUAUCCCACACAAGUGUAGUACUGAAUACUCUUACCAAGACUGAUGCCGUAACCUGUGUCAGUGCGAGCUACAUUGUACAUCACGAUAAACUAGAUAUGUUAACCCCAUCAGUGAGUACAUGCAAUUUAAACCUUGAACAACAACGCGAAGGAAAGAGAUCUUGUUCGCUGGUUGACUUCUGGCGCGAGACGAUAGCUUGAUAUUAGUACUAGCCAUCCUGAUGCUUCUACACCAUGGAAAGAAUCGAUGUACAAUCCGUGUUGUGUCGUUUUGUUGUUGUUGUGCAGAGUUAUGGAUAUACGUUCCAAUCCUGGUGUCAGAAGUUAACUGGAGCAUACCAACCGAUGCAUCAACAGAUUCUCAGCAUUACUAUUUCAGAGUGUACCUAAUAUUCCCUCCCCACAGUAGAUCCUACAUGUUAGAUAUGUAUUUAUCCUGGUGACUAGUUUGGUCGGGGGCAAUUUCUACAGGUUUUCAAGGGCACACGGUAAGGGAAAGAAAAUACUGCGAAAAUGUAGGUUCUGUUUGACCACAGUUGAGCGUUAGUAGAUGUGUUAGGCCAUCCGAUGUUACCUAUAAAUGUGAUUCUUAUUGUAGUUGCCGUUGUGUAAUGCCGUAGACUGAUGCCAGCGUCUUGCUUUAUAUAGCCUUAUGCAGUAUAAUGUAAAUACAUACAGAUAUUAUGGGUAAUGUUUCUAAAUGGUGUGCUUAAUUAAUGGCAUGUAAGAAUUAAGCACAGUGACAUAGGUUUGUUCCCAGUAGUUUGUACAGGUAGUUUGGACAAGUGAAACAAAAGAAAGGGUAUCAAUUUUUGCCCAUUACUGUAAAUUAUUUUGAAGAUCAUUUAUUUCAAGUUUUUUUGUGUUCCUUUGCUCCUAAUAUUUUAUUCCCGUGUCCCCCUUUUUUGUCUGUUAACUUUUUGCUGCAAAUAAACGGCAUGGAGCACUGCAAAUGAUGA
Molecule: messenger RNA, 4431 nt
Organism: Branchiostoma belcheri (Belcher's lancelet)
Lineage: Eukaryota; Metazoa; Chordata; Leptocardii; Amphioxiformes; Branchiostomatidae
Product: UDP-N-acetylglucosamine--peptide N-acetylglucosaminyltransferase 110 kDa subunit-like
Exons: 19
Coding region: 188-3292 (1034 amino acids)
Biological process (GO): protein O-linked glycosylation
Molecular function (GO): protein N-acetylglucosaminyltransferase activity; protein binding
Source: RefSeq, a predicted model, not a curated record